Molecule: messenger RNA, 457 nt
Organism: Ixodes scapularis (black-legged tick)
Lineage: Eukaryota; Metazoa; Arthropoda; Arachnida; Ixodida; Ixodidae
Exons: 4
Coding region: 65-457 (130 amino acids)
Source: RefSeq, a predicted model, not a curated record
UAGCACUUUCAACGUUAACGCUGAAGCUGUGGCGCCGGGCACCAACCCUCGAACCCUGCGUGAGAUGGUCAAGCCCUUCGCAGUAGUGAAGUUCCCUGAAGAGAAGGACAGUCUCGCAGCUGUGCCAGUCGGAUGGCUGUCGGAGGACGAGUUGUUUUGCACUUGGCCCAUGCACGUGAAAGGGUGCCAACUCAUAAGCCUGGUUGAAGCGCAGGCUCCACCUGGCGUUGUCGGCAAAGGCUGGGAGGUCUUCCCUGUCAUUGUAAUUAAGACCUACUGGACCUACAAAAAGGCUGCCAAGAAAGUUCGCCAGUACGUCUGGACCUCCACCGUAGAGACAUCAGAUUUUUCGGCAAAUGAGGCCUUGCCGGGAGUGGAAGCAGUCGAAUCGCAUCCCCCCCUCAGAAUGCCUUCACCACGUAAGCAUUCAGUUAUAGUAACCAUUAUCUGUAUUUAA